This is a messenger RNA of Pisolithus orientalis, 788 nucleotides long. RefSeq lists its product as uncharacterized. The record is from RefSeq and is a predicted model, not a curated record. The transcript has 5 exons. Lineage: Eukaryota; Fungi; Basidiomycota; Agaricomycetes; Boletales; Pisolithaceae. Bases 44 to 568 code for a protein of 174 amino acids.
CCUGUACGCCUCAAUACACGCCUCCACGGCGCCGGUCCUCUGCAUGUUCAAAGGAAGCACGGUCCGUCGGGCUGCUGAAGACGCCCACUAUGUCAAAAAGCAUAUCAUAGUAGAGAAUCUGCCCCGGACUGCGCUUGUAGCAGAUAUUCGAAGGACUCUCAGGCGUGAACGGGUUGUUGGCGUAGACGACGUUCAAAUUGAUCUGUAUCGCUUUUCCUCAAACCGUCGUGCGUACCUUACACUGUCACACCCGGACUUUCUUCAACAGAAUAUCGCAAAACUCGAAAAGGCGUCCGUUGGGGGAUUCCUCGUCACUGCACACCCAACAGAUGUGCCUUCCGUCAAUUCAGAGUUGCGAGGCGUUAAGGGACGUCAACUAGCUGCAAAGCGUGGCGCUAUCACCGGAACAGGGCCGUCCGGAUGCGUUCCAAACAACGGAAGGCAUGUUUGUAUAUGGGGCCUACCGCCUAAAAUUUCUUCGGACAGCAUCAAAGAAUACCUCCAGAAGUUCGGACUGACUAAAUUGGACGACAAGACAGAAAUAUACCAGGUUCCAGUUUGGAUCUGACUCGUACCAUAUCGUCCGACGUAUUCAUAUGACUUACUUCCAGCCUGAGGUGUUCGGGAGAAAAUUUCAGGUGCAUGCUUGCGUAGUUCGCUGAACGUUCAGUCUUAAACGGUCGAGCGGUUGUCGUAUCCAAGCUCAUCUGCUGCCGGUGCAACUAGCAGUCUACGGAACCCGAGUAGAACGGUACAUACAGUGUUGGUAAUACAAGUGUUCAAAGCGA